This is a messenger RNA of Camelina sativa (false flax), 1628 nucleotides long. NCBI's taxonomy places the organism in Eukaryota, Viridiplantae, Streptophyta, Magnoliopsida, Brassicales, Brassicaceae. The record is from RefSeq and is a predicted model, not a curated record.
GGCCAAUUUCCAAAGAGGAAGCAAAGACGAGUCCUUGGAAGACCUCUUCCGAUACAAUCUUCAUCCCGAAUCAUCCCGCAUUCAAAUUUGAUAGUAUUUUUAGAGAAGAUUGCAAAACUAUCGAUGUGUAUGAAGCUAGAACUAAGGAGAUUGUGUCUGCUUCUGUUCGUGCUUUCAACGUGGUAAGACACAUACAAUGAGAGGCUCACCUAUUGAACCUGGAAUCAUCUCUCUUGCUGUUCAUGAUUUUUUUGAUAUUAUAUCUCAGGAUGCGAGCAGGGAUUUUUUGCUGCGUAUGUUGUACUUGGAGAUCUAUAAUGAAAACAUAAACGAUUUGUUGGAUCCUUGCAACCGGAAACUUCAGAUUCAUGAGAAUCUUGAGAAAGGAGUGUUUGUAGCUGGAUUACGAGAAGAUUUUGUUGAUUCCCCUCAACAAGUUCUUGAAUUGAUGGAACUUGGAGAAUCUCAUAGACAUAUUGGGGAGACUAAUAUGAAUCACUACAGUAGUCGAUCUCAUACUAUAUUCCGCAUGAUUAUAGAAAGUAGACAGAGGAUGCAAGGUGAAGGUAUUGGAAACGUUUGUGAUGCAGUCCGUGUUUCUGUUCUGAAUGUGGUGGAUCUAGCUGGUUCAGAACGGGCUGCAAAAACUGGUGCAGAGAGUGUUAGGCUGAAAGAAGGCACACAUAUAAACCGAAGCUUGAUGACACUCGGGACCGUUAUUAAAAAGUUGAGUGAAGGAGUUGACCGUCAAGGUGGACAUAUCCCAUAUAGAGACAGCAAGCUUACAAGGAUCUUGCAGCCAGCUUUAGGUGGAAAUGCAAAUACAGCAAUCAUAUGCAAUGUAACACUUGCACUGGUUCAUGUAAAUGAAACCAAGAGCAGUCUUCAAUUCGCUAGCCGAGCACUGCGUGUCACUAACUGUGCACAUGUUAAUGAGAUAUUGACUGAUACUGCAUUAUUAAAGCGCCAAAGUAAGGAGAUAGAGGAGCUAAGAUCCAAACUUAAGAUUGAAAACGAGUUAAACAGAGUUCAAAGGGAGUAUGAGGAUCUUCUCGUGCAAUAUGAAACGAGAGAACCAUCAACGAGAUACAAAUUGAGUUUCUUAAGGCAAAGUUGGGUGAAGCAAAAAGCAACCAUUUAGUAUGUGAAGUCCUUGGAAAUAUGCACUGCAAUGAGAACGUUGUAAUCAGGGAUCCAGAAGCUAUUCUUGUUGUUAAGCAACUCAUGGAUAAGAUGGACAAGCUGGAAAUGGAGAAAUCUUCAUUGAAGCAAAAAGUUGUUGAUACUGAGACUGAGAAGCUUCUUUGGCAAGAGCAGUGUGCUGAUUUGCAGAGACAAAUAGAAGAAUUUAAUCAGGAAGCCCAAAAAGAGCAGGCAUGUGGUUUCACACCGUGUACAGAUUCAAUCAAAGUCAGGGCCUGUGGUAGAGCACCAGCAGAAACAACAGAGGCUUCAGUUUCAGCAAAAAUCGUCGAUGUUGAUAAAAUUAUGGAUGUUGAUGAAAUCAUCUAUCUUGAUGACGACUAAUGAUGGAAUUGCAGUAGAAUGGACAUGCAUGGUCAUAAUAUGAUCAAAUCGUUGAUUUUUAAAAAUAGCUUUGGUCCUCUAAUCUCUCAAUAAUGUGUAAA